AUGGAUUCGAAAAACGAAACAAUCCACCUCCUAGGUCUUUUGUUUUUGGUUGUUCUUAUUUCCUCAACGGUUUCAGCUAGGGUUUUCACUGAGACUUCCUCUAACACCAAAAACGAUGUUGAAAAGAUAAAUGAAUGGAAUAAAGUUAGCUAUGGUGAUGGAGGCUACAGAAGUUUUGGUGGUGGUAGUUACAAUGGUGGUUACAUGAAUAAUGGUGGUGGAUAUUAUAAUGGUUACCCGAAUAAUGGUGGCGUUUAUCCAGGCAAUGGUGGUUAUGGUGGUGGUUACCCAGGUAAUGGUGGUUACAGUGGUGGUUACCCGGGUAAUGCUGGAGGAAGCAGUGGUAAUGAUUUUCUCGGUAACAUUGGUGGUAUUAUUGGUGGUAUUGUGGGUAAUAUUGGUGGUAUUAUUGGAGGUCGCGGUGGUGGUGCCGCAGUUGCUGGGCAAACUAAGGAUAACACUCGUAACUAA
Lathyrus sativus (Indian pea) is the source of this 471-nucleotide messenger RNA. NCBI's taxonomy places the organism in Eukaryota, Viridiplantae, Streptophyta, Magnoliopsida, Fabales, Fabaceae. The record is from the annotation of a GenBank genome assembly.